AAAUGCCUGGAAGGCUGAACUUGGCCCAUGUCUGACAAAUGCACUCUUGCUCUGUCUUUGGAAGAAGCAGGCUGCCUCGGGUGAGAAGCUAGGCCGCAGCCUCCUUCUUGUUGCUAUGACAACCACCACACACUGAGCCUCAGGACAGGCUGCUUCCUCAGGAGAGAAGACAGCAUUCAUACUUCUGGACCGAAAGGCCGCAAGUUUGCAUUGGGGGAGCGGAGAGAGUUCGAAACAUGCAAAUGAAACAUGGAUGCGGGUUCUUCUGUACCAUUUUCUGUUAAUAAUGAGGCGAGCAAUGCAGCAUCUGUCAUUCAGAAAGCCUGGAAAAGAUGGCAGGAUAUGGCAGUGUUUGACUACUAUAAAGGAUUAAUAGGUUUUAAGCAACGUGGAAAACCUUCUAGUCUGAUGAGAUACAUUGAACCUAGAGAGGCAGAAUACUUAGAUGCUGCAGCAGGGAUUCAUAUCCGAUUCAGACUAGGUGGGCUAAAGUUUCCUCCAAGUAUAUAUUACAAAAUAUUCACCCAUAGACCUAUUGUAGAUCUGUGUGCCUAUAGUCCUAAAGACUAUGCGAAACUUGCACUCAAAACCAGAGAAGAAAGAAAGCGCCAGGGGAAAAAUGACAAGGAUCACAGCAACUGGUACAAACGUAUUGAGAAUAAUGGAUGGAGACUUCUUUCCCUCAGGUUCUGGAAGGUUAUGGAUUCUAUAACUAGUGAAGACAAUAACAAAACAAAAGAAUUCCAGUAUUCCAAAUUGAUGAGGAAACAAGAAAUAGAAAAAAGAAGGAAAAGGAAGAAAAUAGAAUGGCUGAAAAAAAUGUACUUUGGACAAAGCCUUCAAGUCAAUACUCCGGACCCACUUACAACCCUCUUAGUUCAAAGAGCUACAGAAGGGUUGAUUAGCAGUCUAGAUAAAGGAAUAGAUAAAGUGAUGGAAUGGGAAGUGGAUGAAGUGCUAAAAUGGACAAAUGCGCUCAACUAUGAAAACUAUAUAAAAGAAUGGAGGCAGAUUGGAACAAGCAAGGUUUCCGAGGGAUAUCGAGGUUUCCAGUUUUCUGAACGAUCCCAUGAUCUUUCUCAGUUACCACAGAAACUCCAGGAAAUUGUGCAUUCUCGUAUGACUUAGACAAACAAGAACGAGCAAACAUCCUGAAUUGCUUAAGAAUAAUUGUAGUGGAGUAACACACAGUCUCAAUUUCAGUAACAUUAAAAUAAAGCAUUGGGAAAUAAAAAAAUGAGAAAACUGACAUAACUUUCA
Messenger RNA from Anolis carolinensis (green anole), 1260 nucleotides. RefSeq names its product chromosome 3 C11orf65 homolog (gene c3h11orf65). NCBI's taxonomy places the organism in Eukaryota, Metazoa, Chordata, Lepidosauria, Squamata, Anolidae. Bases 250 to 1128 code for a protein of 292 amino acids. The transcript has 10 exons. The record is from RefSeq and is a predicted model, not a curated record.